Molecule: messenger RNA, 1677 nt
Organism: Diabrotica virgifera virgifera (western corn rootworm)
Lineage: Eukaryota; Metazoa; Arthropoda; Insecta; Coleoptera; Chrysomelidae
Exons: 2
Coding region: 1-1677 (558 amino acids)
Source: RefSeq, a predicted model, not a curated record
AUGGAGAGUGGUAUUACUGCAAAUUCUUCUAGUUCUGUGGAAGAUUUAGACGAAUCACCUAAGACAGAGAGGCGUACAUACAGCAGUCUGACUUCAUAUUUUCCGACGUUAUCGGUUCAAAUCGAAAAUGCUUGCAUUAAUGAAAAUCCACGUGGUGGUGUUCAAGAUAAAAAUAUUUGGGAACAAACGUCAGAUGAUUCGGAUAACGAUCCUAAUUAUUGUCCUGAAGAAGAAGACAAUGCAAAUUCAUUGGAAAUGUACAGCUCCCAAAACGUUAGCCAGAAUACUAACAACCAAUCUUUAAAGUCUAUUAAUACUAGCAAAAAGUCAUAUGACCUGAAUAUCACAGGACUUAAUCCCUGUGACGACAAUGAAAUGUACGUAGACAGCUCUAAAGGAAGAAGUGGUGCUAAUAAGGCAAACUUCUGCAUCUACUGUCAUACAAAACAGAAAAAAAUUGCUAGACAUUUUGCUUUAAAACAUAAACAGGAAGAAUCUGUUAAAACCUUUUUAGAUUUACCAAAAAAUAGUAAAGAAAGGAGGAAGUGUAUAGAGGUUCUAAGAAACAGAGGGAAUUUUCUAUUUAACACAGAUAAAAAUUAUAAUGAUGGUGAACUAAUUGUAUGUAGGCGACCUACUCGAAAUCAUCGACGUGAGGCCAACUACUACAAACCCUGCAGUAAUUGCAAGGCAUACUUUGCAAAAAACACUUUACGUGACCAUUACAAAAAAUGCACAAAGGUAAGCAGCAAGACAAGCAGAAUAGUUAUGAUAGAAAGUAAAAGGGUUAUAGGACGUAUACACGCAAAAGCCUCAAAAAGAGUCAGGAACGAACUGUUUCCACCAUUAAGGGAAGACGGUGUAGUACGUAUUAUUAGAUAUGAUGAAUUAGUGAUAAUCUACGCCAACAAAAUGGAAGAAAAAUACAAAAACAGUAGACAUUUUGAAAUGAUCCGGCAACGGAUACGAUUGGUGGGUCGAUUUUUAACUAGAAUGCGAUCAAUAAACCAAGAUAUUACAGAUUUAACUUCGGUGUAUGAUCCCAAAUAUAUAGACGAUACCAGAAUUGCUAUUAAUGCAGAGGCAGGUUUAGAUGAAAAAACGGACAUUUAUAAAACUCCGACCGUUGCGUUUAAUUUAGGUACCCUUCUUAAGCAAAUCGGCCAAAUGUUAAUAAACGAGUCAAUAAAAAAACAUGAUAACGAGACACAAAGUAAUGCAGAUAAUUUUUUGCAAUUGCUAAAUCAAGAGGUUGCAAUUGGUAUUAAUAGAACUGUUGCGAAAUCUCAGUUUCUAGAACAACGAAGGAAAAAACUAGAAUUACCAUCAAUUGAGGAUAUAAAAAAACUGCAUUAUUACUUAGCCAACGAAAGACGUAAAGCGUUUUAUAGUCUUAAAACAAAAUUUUCUAUUGACUUCUGGACAAAACUUUGUGAAACUACAUUAACUUCCAUUCAGGUGUUUAAUAGAAGAAGAGCCGGAGAAAUUGAAAGGAUAUUAAUAAAAGAUUUUGAAGCACACGAGAGUGUUGAUGAAAAUACAAACAAAGAUAUAUUUAAUAGUUUAUCAACUGAAAAACAAACCUUGGCGAAAAAAUAUGUACGAUUCCAAAUAAGGGGUAAAUUAAACCGUAAUGUUCCUGUGUUGCUCGACCAACAAUUAGCUGCGUUAAAUUAA